Messenger RNA from Schistosoma mattheei, 4107 nucleotides. The record is from the annotation of a GenBank genome assembly. Lineage: Eukaryota; Metazoa; Platyhelminthes; Trematoda; Strigeidida; Schistosomatidae.
AUGAAUAGUGAUAACAUUGACAAUAAUCAUCAUGAUAAUAAUAAUGAUAAUUUAAGUAAUAAAUGUCCAAGUUGUGGACAUAUUGUUGAUUGGAAUUUAUGUAAAACUAAACAACGUGAAUGGAUAAGUGGUGUGCAUGCGUUGAGUUGUUCAAAAACCGAUUGUGUCUAUUGUCCAGUUGAUAAUUGCACCUAUUUAUGUUCAGGUAGAGCUGAUUUAUCUGCUCACUUAACAAGUAUUCAUUUUCCGGAAAUUCAACAUCAGCUUGUGCGGUUAAUUUUUGCUUGUCCACUUAAAGAUUGUCAAAUUAUUUGUUCUGAUGAAGCAUCAUUUCAAGCUCAUUUCACUGGGCAUCUCCAUGGCCAUCUUCCAGGUGAUUUAACUGAACUAUUCAAUCCAUCCUCUUUAACAACAACUAUCGGAACAAAAAUAUUAUCACCCACAGCUAUGACAACAGUUACAUCAACACCAGUGGUUGUAACAUCUACACCUAUUGUGCAGUCAUUAAUAGACAAUUGUGUUGACACAUCAUCGCAUUCAUUAUCAUCAAAUCUUUCGUAUGGACAAACAACUCACUGUUUAACAGAUUACACUACUACUACAUUGUCCCAGUCUUCAGCAUGUGACAAUUAUCAUGUAUCACUAAUUAAUAUUCAACCCAAUUUAGUAGUUGGAGGGAAUAACCUUUCAGGCACUUAUGAAAAAUCACCCGAUUCAGAUAAUAUUCAUUCAGAGGCAACACUAGUUACAGCUGUGGCGGCAACACCCACGGCAGUAGAUCUAAUUCCUUCUAAUCAUACCUCAUCGUUUGAUAACUCCACUGAAUCUAUGUUACUAAACCAUCAACAAUCUGCGUCCAUUGUCUCUGUGCCCUCAGAUUUAAACGGUUUCAGUCAUUAUUGUCCCCACCAACAUCAUCAGCAAAGACAGCAGCAACCACAACAGCAUUUCUCUGUGUUCCCAAGUUCUCCACUAUUCCCCAGUCAUGAAGGUUCAAUAACUACAUUAUCGGAAGCUCUUAAAUCUGAUACUGACGAUAAUGUGAAUGAUGUUUCAAAUAAUUUUACCAAUGUUGGGACUACUGAAACAGAUCAUGUGGAUUUGACAGAUAAUCGGAAUUUAUUGUCAGCCCUUGACUUAAUACCUGAUGAUAUAUUGAUUGAAUUACUUAAAGAAGAUAGAGCAAGUUUAUGGGGUGAUCCUGUUACGAGUAAUAAUAAUAAUAGAAGUAGUCGCGCAACCAAUUCAGUUUUAUCAGCUCCUUAUGAAUGUAACACAGAGUCGCCUUGUUCAUUUGUUGAUAAUACUAAUAAUAAUAUUAACGAUAAUUACAUACCAAUAAAAUGUGUGGAGAACAAUGAAGAUUAUAAUGUUAAUUAUAAUCCAUGUGAUACAUCCAGUAUACAUGAUUCCAUUGAUGAUUGGAUUGAUUUCAAUGUAACUGAUUCUGUUUCACGAUUAAAUUCAUUAGAAAAUCUUCAUAAAAGAAAUGUAAGUAGUUCGAAUCUAUCAGAUGAUUCUAAUAGUGGUGGAAGUAGUAGUAAUAGUAGUUGGAUUCCAUUAAAUCUCAUUCAUCAUACAUGGUCAUCUGCAAUUGCUAAUGAAAAACUAUCCAAUUCUAAUUACAAUUAUAAUAAUAUUAAUUUAAUGAAUGAUUUUAAUCAACGUCAUUUCAAUUGCCCACAUCGUGUUAUCUCAGAUUUGACUGCUGCAUUAAUCCUACCAGAUGUUGAACGUCGUUUAAAAGCGUCGAUUUCUGCAACACAUACUACUACUUCUACUAAUCAUAAGAAUAAACGUAAUAAAUCAAAUUUGCCAUCAUCAUCAACAAUUUGUUCAUCGAUUCUUAGUUCACAAGCAUCAUCUCAAACUACUUUCUCAGCAAUUACAACAGGUACUACAAAAGCACAUCAAUCAUGUUGUUCCGGUAAACGUAGACGUAAUGCUUCUGAAUCACCUCCACUAUCCACUUAUAAUACAACAUCGUUUAAUAACAAUAAUGUCAUAAAAUCGUCAUUAUCAUCAUCUGAUUGCUGGAAACAAAGUAUGAACAAUAUUCAAGUUAUUUCAUCUAAUUUAAUGAAGCGUCCAUAUCAUUCAAAAACUUUAAUAUCAGUUGGUAAUCAUAAUGAUAGUAAUAAUAAUACGUCACAUUGUCUAAAAACAACAGCAGCAGUUCAAUUGGACUCGGAAACCUUGAAUUCAAAAGUCAGUAAUAAUAAUAACAAUGACAAGAAUCAUAAUUGUUCAACAAUUGAACAACAACAACAAACUAUUGAACAAACUGUUGGCGGACAUUAUGAACAGAAUGCUAAUCAUAACGUGGUCAAGAUUAAUUUAACUGAAGAACAGGAACAAGAACGAGAACAACAAUUAUUUGUAAAUUCUACCAAUACUACCACUAAUAAUAAUAAUAAUAAUUCAACUAAUUUAUUUCCUACUAAAUUACGUAUGCAACAUGAAUCAAGAAAACGUUUAAAAAAGCAUCAAAAAUCAUCUACACUAACUUGUCGAACUUUGUUCACACCUCCUUCUUAUUCCAUUGAUAAAUAUAUCAUACCUAGACCGGUUCUGCCUAGGCGUCAUUCAAUGUUGGCUUCAUCAUAUAAUCUCGUAGUUUCUGAUUAUGGUUUUACGCAUUUACCUCAUUGACAAUAAUGAUAAUUUCAUGUAUUUAUGUAAGCAUGUGUAUGUUUGUUUGUUUUAUUAUCUACUGCCUACACUACUACUUGAUACCUCCUCUCAAAGUCAUAUCUCUCUUCGUUAACAUUAUUUUCAGUUUUUGUCUGUUUUGGGUUGUGUUUUUUUCCUUUGCAACUUUAUUUUCAUUUAGUAUAUGAUUUCACGUCGUUAUGUUUCUCUACUGAUUAUUUGUAUCGUAAUGAUUCUCAUAUUAAUCUCCAUACAUAUAUUUAAACUAAGUGGAACUUGACCACCUCCCCUCUGUGUGUGUGUGCACGUAAAGAGAGGAUUCUUAUCAUGAUUUAUUGACUACCUUUUCAUUUGUUUUUUUUUCUGUGUUAAUUGUUUGUUGUGGUUGUCAUUUAUAUCAUUCAUUUUCUGAAGGACGAUUCAUGUAAUGUUUAGUUUGUUAUACAUACAUAAGUAUAUCAUUUGUCAUCUCUUCUCAAUAUUUGUACUUAUUACAUUUCCCUACCUGUAAGUAGUUCAAGUAAUCUGUUUUCAUCUAUCAAGUCUUAUGAAAUUCAAUUACCCCCACCACUAAAUAAAUGAUACUAAUGCAACAACCAUUGAUUGAUUCUAUUUAUUUGUUCAGGUUACAUUUUCUUUCAUCAUCAAUUCUAGGCAUAUUUCUUUCUUUACCAUUUACUUCUAGUAUUCCAUUUCUUUUCUAGAUUUUUUUAAUGCGCCAUAUCCAACAUAAUUCUCCCUACAUUUUGUACAUUCUCUUAUCUCUCUCUCUCUCUUGGUCUUCCUCUCAAACAUAAAUUCAGUAAUCCACAUUGUAUUAAUCCUGUUUAUUAUCAGUCGUUGUUGUUGUUGUUGUUGUUGUUUUUAUUCAUCUUGAUUACUUCUCCAUAAAUACAAAACAUAAGAUCUCGUAGUUGUUGUUUCAUUUCACUUCUUUAUUUUGUUUUCCUCAACUAUACACAAAAUAUAUAUGUGUAGUUUUUUUUUGUCUUAUCCUCUCUCUUAUUACUUAUAUAAUCAAUAUGAUAAUGUCAUUAGUAUUUUGAUUAUGAACUAAACAUUAACUACUUUUCAACUAAUUCUCUAUUCUACAUACAAUUCUUUAUUAUCAUUUGUUUGUUUUUAUUUCAUACUUAAAACAAACAAAUAAUAAACUACCUUGGUUUGUUGCAUUUUCAUUAUUUGACUAAUAAAUUAUUAAAUAAUACUUUCUAUAUAGACUAUUCUAUUGAUGAAUAAAAGAUCUUGAUAGUAUUAUUUAUUUAUUUAAUUUUUAUACUUUUCAAUGUUGAAUUUCUUUCAACUAUAUACAUAUAUAAUUCUUGUGAUAUGUGCAAAUUUUUAUGUUUUAUGUUUCUGUUUAAGACAAGUCACAUAUAUGAUAUGUUGAGUUCAUAUAUGAAAUAUAUUUGAAAAUGAGAUUAAAAUCUAUCCUCAUUCUAAUUGUUCUAAAAU